Fragaria vesca subsp. vesca is the source of this 1503-nucleotide messenger RNA. RefSeq names its product F-box protein CPR30-like. Gene Ontology annotation, molecular function: protein binding. The record is from RefSeq and is a predicted model, not a curated record. Bases 1 to 1503 code for a protein of 500 amino acids. The transcript has a single exon. NCBI's taxonomy places the organism in Eukaryota, Viridiplantae, Streptophyta, Magnoliopsida, Rosales, Rosaceae.
AUGCCUAUCCAACAAGAUGAAGAUAAAGAUGUAUCUACCAUGAACCAAACCCAGAACCCGAAUCUAGUCACAAACCAAAUCACUUCUAUCCAACAAGAACAAGAAGAUGGAGAUGCAUCACCCCUGAACCAAACCAACAACCCGAAUGCAAUCAUGUCCAACCCAACAGCAGAAGACGAAACAACAUUAACAACAACAGAAAGCCAGAACCAGGUUUCGGAUCUUCCAAAUGAUAUUCUCGCCGAGAUCCUCAAAUUGCUGCCGGCCAAGACUCUGGUUCGGUUCAAGUGCGUGUGCAAGCCAUGGGGCACUCUGCUCACAGAUUCCAUCUUCAUCAAAUCUCAUCUGGAGCGAAACCGAACAAUGUUCCAGUCUGAUCUCAAAACCAACACUCGCCUCAUUCUGGCCAGGUACUGUGACACCCUUUUGUCCACUGUCGACUCUGAAGCCAAGAAUGUCAUGCAAGCAGAGGAGCUCGACUUCCCUCUGCUAAAGAAUCUGCCUUAUUACGUUAAGGGUCACUCUGAUGGGUUGCUUUGCUUGGUUGUCAAUGAUGGAGACGAGGGUAUGCUUGUGGUUUACAACCCUUCUAUCCAGCAGUACAGGAAGCUACCCAACCCUGCGGAUUUUCGAAGCACAAGGGAGGCAAUUGGGAUUGGUUUUGAUGAUAAGAUAAAAGAUUACAAAGUUGUUAGAGUGCCGUCGAACUAUUGCAAGAUGAAGGUGCCUGGUUACAAGCCUAAGGUUGAGGUUUUGGAACUUAAGGCUAAUACUUGGAGGCAGAUUCCAGAUGAGGACAUUCUGCCGUAUUAUGUUGAGCAUAUUUUUCAGUCGACUGAGGUGAAUGGUGGGCUGUAUUGGCUGGUUGAGGAUAACAGAAGGAAUAGUUUAAUUAUGAGGUUUGAUUUGGCUGAGGAGAAGUUCAAGGUGGUUAAGCCGCCGUCGGAGGAGUUUAAAAGGAAUGUAUCGUGGAUAGGACCUUUGAAGGAUUUGCUGUGUGUGGUGCACACCAGGAGGUUGAGUGAGGUCCAUGUUUGGGCUACUAAUGAUGACAUGACUUGGAGAAAGAUCAUGACUAGUUCCAAGUUUUCGGAACCUCCAGCAAGUGAUCUGUUUAAGGAUACAUUUCGGUACAUGCCAUUGUGCUACACUGAGAAAGGUGCGGUGCUGAUGAGUGUUAGGGGGGAGAGGUUUCUUACCUUUGAUAACAGGGAGAAUAAGUUUGAGCAUGUUGACAUACUUGACGCCAAGAACUGGCUGCAGGAGACAAUGUACUGCGAGAGCCUUGUUUCGCCUGGUGUUGGAGUGCACCAGACCGAGGCAGCUGCGAGUUCAGGCACCGCUAUCAAUUAUCUUACGGCUGAAGAUGAAGCAGAGGAGGACAAUGAGGAGCAGGCCGAAAAUAGCAGCAGUGUUCUGCGGAUGAUGAGUAGCUUGAAGAGGGAGCUGGCCAACUUGUUGGCUUGUACCGUUGGCCUCGGCAGCAGGCAUGCACAAGGCUGA